Cotesia glomerata is the source of this 5234-nucleotide messenger RNA. It is a transcript of the gene tna, whose product is annotated as zinc finger MIZ domain-containing protein 1. The record is from RefSeq and is a predicted model, not a curated record. The coding region runs from base 570 to 3242 and encodes 890 amino acids. The transcript is spliced from 8 exons. NCBI's taxonomy places the organism in Eukaryota, Metazoa, Arthropoda, Insecta, Hymenoptera, Braconidae. Gene Ontology annotation, biological process: protein sumoylation; regulation of transcription by RNA polymerase II. Gene Ontology annotation, molecular function: zinc ion binding; SUMO ligase activity.
GAGACACACAACAGAACAGAGAGACUGCUCCUGCCGCUGGUGCUUCAACAACCUCACCAGUUUCAGUUUUCAGUCUACUAAAAGCCAGACAGUAUUACUUUUGAGCUGGCCCGAGCACGUUGUAGGGACCGAUGCUUUCUCGACCAGACACUAUUUAUACUUAACUUUGCUGUUUAUCUGUUUAUUUAUUAUUAACUAACUGUUUUAUUUAUUUAUAAAUUUGCAUUUCUGCUGAGCAUUACUCUUGGACUUGGUUUUUGUGUUGAGUUAGUGCUGUGUUGUUUACUUUAUUUUGUUGACUGUACUAUAAAUUUUUUAUUUUCAAAUUGUGCUGUGGACCAAGUCUAGUUCAGUGUCUGGAUUAUUGUAAUUGUAAUUAAUUACAAAUACAAUUUAUAAUUAUGACCAUGUGUUGUGUGAGUGCGAUUGGAUUAUAAUCAUCAGACUUUUGGCGGGAGGCUUUUUUAAAAAAAGGUCAAACAGAGGUGAGCGCGAUCAUCAUCAGGUGAAAAUCGCGCUGGAACCAUCCCCUGAGUGGGGGUGGUGGUUAAGGGGUUAGUGCCGGGGCGAUGGUGGCAGCUGCCACAGCUACGGCCAUCGCCACUGCCUGCGUGGUGGCCAUGCAGGACCGCCAGGACAUACCUUCCCAAUUCAAUCAAGGCCAGCAUGGAAUGCCUCAUCAAUCGUACAAUACCGGGUACGGCCAACGCGGAGGACCGAUGGGAGGAAUGGGACCUACGAUAAACAGCUACAACGGAAUGAGCUCGAUGGUACCUGUUCAACCAAUGAAUUCUAUGAAUUCGAUGAAUACUAUGAACGCGAUGAAUGGAGGUAUGAACCCGAUGUCAAUGAACGGGAUGAAUGGGAUGAACGGAAUGAGUCCAAUGAGCCCGAUGAACGGCAUGGGGACCGUCAACAACAACAUGGCGAGCAUGAACUCGAUGAUGCCCAAUGCCAUGCAGAUCAAUAAAAUGAACAUGCAGCAAGCCCAAGCUCAGCAAACGGGAUACCCUCGAAGAUUAGCACCCUACCCCAACCCCCAAAUGCACAUGGUCCAGAAGAGACAGCAGCAAGUUGGAUACGCAAAUGUCCCUCCAAAUCCUAUGCAGCAACAGCAGCCAGGAUUCAACACGAUGCCAAACAACAUCCAGCCGAAUCAAUACCCCCCAACAAACUAUCCGUCAACCCGACCGCCACAAAACUUCCAUCCGCAGUAUCAGCCAAUCCAGGGCAUGGGAAAUCCCAACGGAGGAUUCCCACCCAACCCUAUGAUACGCGGGUCCAAUAUGAGACAGCAAACGCCCAACUACAACCCGGUAGUAUCCCAAUCAAGCAAUCAGUAUUACGGUAGUAACUCGCCAAGUGGAGUUGUAGGUCACCCGUCUCCUGUGGUGAACAUGGGCAAUGGAAUGCCCAACCAUCAACAGCCCCAUCAGCAGCAGUUCAUUCACCAGCAACAGCAACAACCGAAUCCCGCCGGCUACGUCAACACCUCCUAUCCCACGAACGGCCAGUACACGUCUGACGUAUCGAUAAGAGCGUCUGGUGCCGGGAACAUGAACUACCAGCACAGUCCCAUUCCUGGUAACCCCACUCCCCCCUUAACCCCAGCAUCAAACAUGGCGCCCUACAUAAGCCCGAAUUCCGCCGACAUUAAGCCGAACUUCAACGAGCUCAAGUCGACGGUCAUGCCCCAAAAAGACGAAGAACUGAGACUAACAUUCCCCGUGAGGGACGGCAUCAUCCUGCCACCUUUCCGUCUCCAGCACAACCUAGCGGUCAGUAACCACGUGUUUCAUCUAAAAUCGACGGUGCAUCAGACCCUGAUGUGGCGAUCGGAUCUCGAACUGCAGCUGAAAUGCUUCCACCACGAAGACCGACUGAUGAACACCAAUUGGCCGGCUAGUGUUCAAGUGUCGGUUAACGCAACGCCAUUGGUUAUCGACCGGGGGGAAAACAAGAGCUCGCACAAACCUCUUUACCUCAAAGAUGUCUGCCAGGCGGCUAGGAAUACUAUUCAGAUAACCGUGUCAGCUUGUUGUUGUUCGCAUCUGUUUGUCCUGCAAUUAGUUCAUCGGCCAAGCGUAAGAAGCGUGCUGCACGGUUUGCUGCGCAAGCGACUACUGACCGCGGAUCACUGUGUGGCUAAAAUCAAACGGAACUUCAAUAAUACCAUGUCGAAUAACGGGAUGCAGUCCGAGAAAGAUGUGGUUGAACAAACUGCUCUUAAGGUAUCGUUAAAAUGCCCGAUAACGUUCAAGCGAAUUACGUUACCGGCGCGAGGGCAUGACUGCAAGCAUAUACAAUGUUUCGACCUCGAAUCGUAUUUACAACUUAAUUGUGAACGUGGUGCUUGGAGAUGUCCUGUUUGCACGAAACCAGCGCCACUAGAAGGCUUGGAAGUAGACCAGUAUAUGUGGAGUAUUCUAAACACAACGUCAAGUACCACAGUAGACUUAGAAGAAGUGACGAUAGACGCAGCCGCUAAAUGGAAGCCUUCGAAGCCAAACAACAUGGUGACGAUAAAAACCGAGGAGGACUUGGACUGUAAGCGGAUGAUCAAGGCGAUGUCACCGGGUAGCAUGAACAUGCCGACGAUGAUGAAUUACGAGAUGAAUCAGGCGAUGAGUCCGUACAUCCCUCCCGACAUGAACAGCAUCGUUAGCGGCUCCAUGAUGAAUAACACGCCACCUACUUACGUCAACAAUAACAUCAACCACAGGAACUCAUCUGGCGGGUCUUAUGACAUCAACUCUGGUACGCCUAACAGCAACAACGACUACUCCAAUGGUGCUGGUCCGUUGACUCAUCUUAAUGAUUCCGUUAAUUCGCUAGAUCAGCUCAAUGCCAUGGAGAAAUCUUUGACCGAUCAGAUGCCGCAUACACCUCAUACGCCCCACACACCGCACACUCCUCACACGCCAGGUGGUGGUAACAGUGGGCCACCCAGUGUACCCCCAGCUUCACAAGAAUCAACGGGUAACCUUAACACGUCGGGUAACAGCACGACGAAUAUCAAUGACAGCACGGAUAUACCCUCGGAUUUGAAUUUCGACCCCGCAGCUGUCAUUGAUGGUGAGGGAACUGGUCAAGAAGCAUUGAAUUUGUUGCCAGAUAAUGUAGUAGACCCAAUGGAAUUACUAUCGUAUCUGGAUCCACCGGAUCUCAAUACACCGCCGAGCAGCGGUGCAAGCAGUGGAAAUCCAUCCUCGAGCGACGACAUUCUUGCCCUCUUUGAGUAAAGUGCCGAGAAUCGAAAGGUUAUAACUUAUAACUAAACGGAUAUGUAUUAAUAUCCAUCGACGGGGAUUACGAUAGAGUCUACGUCAUCUCGAAGGUGCUGACACCUUAAAAACAAUGGUACAAACAAAUUUAGCUACUGACAUAGGGCAUAGUGUUUAAAUUGAUAGACAAUGGUUGUAUGAAACAUGUAAUCAUUGAAAUCGGAUACAUAGCGAGACAGUUAUGUUCUGUUAGAGCUAGUGCUUCUGUAUGAAAUUUUAUCCUUAAAGGACCAUUCAAACUGGAUUUGCGAUUUCUACUUUUAUGAUAAGCGAGGUUAGGUUCGGUCGAUUUUUAGUUGGAAAUUUUCUGUGAGUUUGUUUGAGAUUUUUAUCAAAAAGAAUGAAAUUUCUUCAUGAAAUAUUCUGUUCGUAUGCUUUGUACGAAAAUAAAAACAAAAAAAAACGUCAGAUGACGCUGAGUGACUUUUCGCUUUUUGUCACCGACCAUCUUGUUGAGGACGGCUUGGACGCACUAAACCACAGAAAAAUUCAGUUAUGCCUAAUCGAUACCCGAAAUAUGAUUCGACUGAUCGUAAAUCUGGAGUUUAAAUAAAUCUAAGGAAUAUUGUUAAUAAAAUAAGUAUAUUUCGGUCUUAAAUAACGGUCUAAUGACCUCUGUACAGUGCAUUAUAAUAAUUAUUAUUUAAAUUAAUUGAUAAAAUAUUUUAAAAUAAUUGGUAUUUUAUUUUUUUUAAGUGUAAAUAAGUAAUAAUUAUUGUUUAGGAUUAAAUAAUAAAUUUUGAAAAGGCUUUGGAUAGAACGCACAGAGUGUAGAAUAAUUUUUAAACAACACAAGGUUAUUUGUUGAUUAAUAAACAAAUUAUUAUUGAUUAUCAUAAUUGAUUGAUUAUUGAUUAAAACAGGGGGUUGGGGAUAUAAAUGCCAAAUUUGCCAUUUCUUUUUUGUUUUGAAGUAUUUAAAAGAGAACAAAUUUUUUUUUCUAAAUAAAGAGUAUUUUUUAAAAUAAUAAUAACUAGUUUUUUUUCCUGACAAAUGUCGCCGAAUGUAAAUAAUAAUAAUAACAUUUUUCUAUUUCGUUUCUGUAAAAGCAGCUGUGGAGUUAUUGACAUUUUUCCUUAUUUGAGGGUGGGUUUUACAUAUUUUUCAUUGUUUCACGAGAAGAUAUUUGUUUCUCUCUAUAUAAAUCUUCCAACAAAAGAAAAAUAAAAGCAAUUAUUAUUAAUUCGUAACUUGAAUUUGAAAAUUUAUACUCAAAAUUGAGAGAUUUAUUUAUUAAAAAAAACUUUUUGUUUUGAAACUAAAAGUAUGUAAAAUCUUGAGAACCUCAAAAAAAAAAAAUUAGCGAAUCCUAUAGGCAUAAAAAAAGAAAGAUAAAUAAAAAGAGUGCCUAUUGAGACUGCCAGAUAAAAAGAAGGACAAAAAUUGGAUGAAAAGGCCCAAAUUUUGACAUUAACUGCUUUUACGUUGGUAUUUAUUUGUGAUUGAUAACAGAUGUAAUAAGUGUAAUAGUUAUUGAGUAAACAGAAGAGAAAUACUUAAAGUGAUUCAUGUAGACUAUAAAAAAUUUUAUAAAUAUAAAUAUAUAAUAAAAAACAAAAUAUGUAUUUAUAUUAGUGCGUUUAUUGAACUAAAACGCACAAUACAGUAGAAAGGAUCUUUCUAUUUAAAAGAUAUAUUAUUUACUUAUAUUAUUAUAUGAAGAGAAUAAAUUGCGAUUAAAUUUUAUUAUAUAUAUUAAUAUUACUUAUUACAUAAUUAAAUAAAUGGAUAAUGUAUAUGAUAAGGCGAAUUAUUGUAUGAUAUUUGUACAUAUUGAUUAAAAAAUGAAAAAUACAAAAAAAAAUGAUGAAUAAAUGGUUAAUUGAUAAGGAGUUUAGAAGAAUAGAUUAAUAACAUAAGACACAAAGUGGCGGAUACUUAUUGGCCAGUUAUAAACAGUAAUAUUAAUUAAUUAUGAUAAUAAAUAAAUAAAACAAUAAUAAUAAUGAA